This is a messenger RNA of Microthlaspi erraticum, 825 nucleotides long. The record is from the annotation of a GenBank genome assembly. NCBI's taxonomy places the organism in Eukaryota, Viridiplantae, Streptophyta, Magnoliopsida, Brassicales, Brassicaceae.
AUGAGUGAUGCUAAUGAAGACCCAUCAAGAGAAUGCAUGGGAGAUUUCUCUAAUGAAGCCAAUGAAGAAGAUGUGAACUACAUUGGAAACUAUGGGAACAAGGGAUACAAUCCAAGCUAUCGCCCAAACCCCAACAUGUCUUAUAGAAACCCCAAUGUGGAGAAUCCUCAAGACCAAGUGUAUCCUCCAAGGUAUCCACAACAACAAAGACCUCCUUACCAAUCUCAAGGAACUCCUCCAAACCAACAAGGUGGAAGAUUUGAAGGAAUCCUCCAACAGAUCAUGGAUGGCCAGAAGAGAAACACUAAAGAGAUGUAUGAGAAGAUGGACACUUUGUUCAGCAAUCUCAACACCAAGUAUGAUGCUGUUGCCACUCAUGUGAAGAAACUAGAGACUCAAGUCACUCAAACUAUGGAAGCUGUUAAGAGACAGGAAGCUGAAUCCAAGAAGUCCUUUUGCAACUCAGCCGCCAUAGAAGAAAGAUUUGAAGACCAAGUUCCAGAAUGGAUGCUUUCAAAACCUACUGUUGAUUGCAUGAUUUGGCCUGAAGAGAAUUACCCAGAGAGAGAGUCCAAUCGAGCUAGAAAGAGAAGACUCUUCCCAAAGAUUAUCCCCAAGACAGAUAACUCAGGAAAGUUUGUUGUGCCUUGUAUCAUCAAAGGUAACAUUCUUGAGCAAUCUUUGUGUGACACAGGAGCCAAUGUGAACAUCAUGUCUAAGAGGAUAGCUGACAAGAUAGGCCUCACCAAGAUAGAGCCAUCAUCCAUCUCCAUCAACUAUGCUGAUUCAUUCUCACAAACCCCUAUGGCUUUGUGCCUAAUGUGA